GCCCCGCCGCACCGAGCCGAGCCGGGCGGAGCGGAGCCGAGCCGGCCGGGGCCGCCCCGGGCCGGGCCAUGCGCUGAGGCCGCCGCGCCGCCCGCAGCCAAGGGCGGAUCCCGGGCAGGACACGCGGCGGCGACUGCGGGGCAAGAUGCCGGAGCAGAGCAACGAUUACCGCGUGGUGGUGUUCGGCGCCGGCGGCGUGGGCAAGAGCUCGCUGGUGCUGCGCUUCGUCAAGGGGACCUUCCGCGACACCUACAUCCCCACCAUCGAGGACACGUACCGGCAGGUGAUCAGCUGCGACAAGAGCGUGUGCACCCUGCAGAUCACCGACACCACCGGCAGCCACCAGUUCCCGGCCAUGCAGCGCCUGUCCAUCUCCAAGGGCCAUGCCUUCAUCCUGGUCUUCUCGGUCACCAGCAAGCAGUCGCUGGAGGAGCUGAAGCCCAUCUACCAGCAGAUCGUGCAGAUCAAGGGCAGCGUGGAGAGCAUCCCCAUCAUGCUGGUGGGCAACAAGUGCGACGAGACGCAGCGCGAGGUGGAGAGCAGGGAGGGGGAGGCCAUGGCCAAGGAGUGGAAAUGCGCCUUCAUGGAGACCUCGGCCAAGAUGAACUACAACGUCAAGGAGCUCUUCCAGGAGCUGCUGAACCUGGAGAAGAGGAGGAACGUCAGCCUCACCAUCGACGGGAAGCGCUCCAGCAAGCAGAAGAGGACAGACAAAAUCAAGGGGAAGUGCAGCAUCAUGUAGAGCCCCGGACUGGCCCGCGCCCCCCUCCCCACUCCGGAUACC
Molecule: messenger RNA, 784 nt
Organism: Poecile atricapillus (Black-capped chickadee)
Lineage: Eukaryota; Metazoa; Chordata; Aves; Passeriformes; Paridae
Gene: DIRAS1
Product: DIRAS family GTPase 1
Exons: 2
Coding region: 146-742 (198 amino acids)
Biological process (GO): signal transduction
Cellular component (GO): plasma membrane
Molecular function (GO): GTP binding; GDP binding; GTPase activity
Source: RefSeq, a predicted model, not a curated record